Verticillium nonalfalfae is the source of this 8697-nucleotide messenger RNA. RefSeq lists its product as uncharacterized. The record is from RefSeq and is a predicted model, not a curated record. The coding region runs from base 1 to 8697 and encodes 2898 amino acids. The transcript has 3 exons. Lineage: Eukaryota; Fungi; Ascomycota; Sordariomycetes; Glomerellales; Plectosphaerellaceae.
AUGGACGGCUCAUACCAAAACCCCUAUCACAGGGCCAAUAGCCCCAUGAGCCCGGAAACGCCAACGAGCGCCCCGUAUCGCGCCAACGUCAACCGAACCAAGACAAGGAAAUGGGUAGAGGCAAAGACGCAGAAUUAUGACGGUGACGACUGGGGAGCCGACGAUUUCGACGAGCAAACCGAGCCUGUGCCUGUGCCGCCCUUGCGACCCACCGGUUCACGUCAGACCAGCUUGUCCAGCCAGACAUGGAAUCAGCCUCCGCCGAUGCCUCAAGUAGGCCAUCGAUAUGCAUCUGGUCCUCAGCCUAGCCUGCACAUUCAAACGCAGCCGGUUCAGGUGCCAUCGCAGUUGUCGCAGUCGCAAGCGGAACAGCAGCAGCCUCGCGAAAUGACAGCAGCACCCGAAAUCAAGUCCCCAGUGGGCCCCGAGCCUUCUUCGUCAGUCUAUAGUCAGGGCACAGGGCAGGUCGUUUCGCCUCAGUCCGCCAGCUCUGGGGCUGUCACUGCGCCCGUCACCGUGUCAGAGCCCUCGAGGUUUCCUCCGCGCAAGAGCAGUGUCAGUCAGGGCGAGCCCCUGGCAGCCCAGCAGCAGACGACCCUACCCUCGAGUGUCUUCCGCCGUUCAGAAGAGGAUACCACUGCAGGUAGUUCGCAGUCAUCCCAUACUGCUGGCAAGAACGCUGAGGAGUCUGUCGCAUCUCCUCCUGGGCGCUCGAUUGCUCAUAAUGAAGGCAUAACUCCGGCCCACACCAGUCUAGGCGGCACCUCCCGCGCUGGAACGCCUCAGGAUACUGUUCAGGGGGGCAGGAGCGACGACGGAUUUGACCGGACACCUUCCCCCUCAAAGCUUGACCAAGGACAGACGCAACAGGCAUCAGUGCUGGGAUCAGCACCUGCUCCCGUUGAGCAGCCUCAGCCUACCGAGCGUUUCAGUACUGCAGUCAUCGCUGAGCCGCAAGCUAUUCUUCCCUCCCGCCGAUACGAGGCCUCUUCACCGACUUCAACCGUCGAGCAAGCAAGCAGUAACGUCGUAAGGGCCCAGGAAGAGCCUCGACGAUUUUCCACGAGCCCUCAGCUUCCAGAUUUGGCGCGCAUGUCCAUGUUCGGCGACGAUUUCUUCGCGAAACCACCUCUAACCUCGAAUGCGCCCCCGGUCCCCACGCUUCCAGAGGAAAGCGAGCCUUCCCCUCAACUCUCUUUACCGUCACAAACCUUGCCUGCAAUGAAUCGGUCGACCACACCACCGAGGACUGAUACGACCACGAUCCUGAGCACUGAUCAGACCGAACCGCCAACUCAGCCAACUCAUGAUAUUUCGCCCAAGCCAGAUGAAAGGACAGCCGAGGCGGCGCCGACUUCGAAUGUGACAGAAUCCCCAACUGGUGACAUUGAAAGUCGCGAGCCUUCCCGCCCCGAGCGCGCUGAACAAAAACGCCCAUCAUUUCCUGGUGGCUGGGUCACCGAGACUGCAACCCCAGCGGCGGAAACUGAGCCCGCAGCGAAUCCCAUCGAAAGUGCCCGGACUGAACAGUCAAACAUGCCAGCAGUUUCCGACGAUGGGAGCGGCUCUCUUGCGGCCUUCGAGCCCGGUCCUUUGAAGGGGCUUCAAUCCACUUCAGGUCCUGGGUCAGUGACAGCCUCCGAUGAUCACGUACAGCGCGCUGCUAGCCCCGUUGCAUCUCUUUCGGUCUCCCCCGCACCUGAGGGACAGUCAUCCACGCUGGCCGCUCUGCAAACUCGAUCUGUCGAUGACCCACCUGAGAAGUUUGCUGCCCCUGAGCGACAGUCCACCCUGAGCACGAUCAACUCUCCCUCGCCGAUCAAGGAGAGCGAUAAAUUGAGGGAGGAGAUCAUUCGAACUUUAAGCCCAGUCCGUCCGACGCAUGAUAAUGAUGCGACAGGAGACAGCAAAGGAGGCCUCUCAGUGUUGCCCAGCCAGGCCGGUCGGGAAAGUACUUAUCUUCAUGGCGUUUACGACGAUUACUGGUCUGGGCCCGAGGACAGACCAUCUCACAGCAAACAGGAUGAUACUGAUCCUGCUCCUGCGAUUCCAGCCACAGAUGGGACCAUGCUCUCGUCACCGCGCGAUGUGUCUGAUAUUCCACCUUUGAGCCCCCGUAGUCCUCGACGAGAGCCCGUUGAUGUACCCGCUGUGGUUCCUGAAGUCAAUCUGCUCCCACGUCGAUUCUCCUGGGAGGCUGGCAACGAGGAUCAACCGCAGUCUGCGGAGCAAAGCAGCGCUGUUGCCUCGGCCCCGCAGUUCGCCGUCAAUGUCAGCAGCGGCCCGUCUUCUCAACAUUCUCAGCCUCUCGCGGCCUCCAUUGGGGAUCCCGAGGAGCCAACAAAUGAUGACGACAAGCCACCAUCCAGUGCGGCGGACGAGCUUCCUUCGAGGCUGGCAGACAAGUCACAGAUUGGUAUCUUGGACAAUACGGCUCUAGUAUCGCAUCAAGUCUCUCAAGUCAGCACUCUUCCCAGGGAAAAGCAGGAUUCGGCCGGCCCUGAGCCACCGUCUCCAAUUUCAGCAGCGUCCGACAAACCGCCGCCUUUCAAGGAAGAAGCAGAACCCAAGACGAGACGCUUAUCGCUGGCAGACGAGAAGCGCCUGCAGGUCUCCACGUCGGACCAGACCUCUCCGCUCCCUUCCCCUGGAGGUCAUCCCGCGUUAGCAGAGCCCACCGUAGCAGCGGGCCCCGAGACAGAAGGUUCACCGACGCAGCACCAUAUUCCAGCGCAGUCGACACAGCCGGCGCAAAAGAUACUAUCAUUUAGGGAGAUUCUUGACUUACCAAGCCCCGCCGACAGAAUCGCCAAGUACAAUGAGACGCGAGCGCAGUUUGCUUCGAUGGACUCGGGUCUCAACAAUUGGAUUGUUAGUCUGCAGUCACAGCAUGCGGAGCACGGUGCUGCCUCCCCCUCGUACCACACGUUCGUCACUGCGGCACCUCCAGGCAGUGCAUCGGUACAGCGAUCGCCGACCAACGCACCAUCGGCGUCGCAGCAGCCUUACUAUCAGCAGUAUUUGAAUGCCAGCUCGCCGAACGCGACUCCAGGUGCUCCUGGCCGGCCAUCCACGAGCAACAUGGGGACAGCGGCUUCACAUUCUCCUUCCAGCGAUUUCAAGCACUCAAGUGGUCAAGUUGGGGCGAAGGGCAAGGAGCUUCUGCUCGGGGCGGCCAAGGCGGGCAAGGGACUGCUGAGCAAGGGCAAGAACAAGCUUCGCGGCGGCGACAAGAACGAAGAGUCCUCCUCCUCCUCAUCGCCGCCUCCGCCUCAAUCCAAAGCCAGAAAUGAUCGCCGCGCCUCAUGGGGUCUUAGUCUUGGACCACGAUCCUCGGGUCUGAAGGGCGACGCCGACCCACAAUCCAACUCACCCCAGCCUAGGCGCCUUUCGACUGUCUCGAGCUCGGCCCCUAAGAUUCCUCAACCUUUGCGCUUGUCUCCCUUGGACACAUUCCCAAACUCAACUGGAGUUCCGUGGGCUGCUUCGCAACCACGGCCGCGCACUCCCCCGAACGAAGUCAAUGCGCAAGGAGACUGCCAACCAGAAUUGGUGUCGCCGGUGUCGGAUACACACUCCAUGCGUAAGGCGCAACAUGGCGAUAACACCAACGAUGAAUAUUAUGCAGCCGACAGCGUACAGAUCCCACAGCCUAUCAGUAAAACGCAGCCCUCGUGGGAUCCGACCAAUGCGACGCCUUUGUUUGAAGAGAAUGACUUCGACCUCGGCCAUGCACAGCCUUCAGAUAUCCCGAACGGCCGUUCUGUUGCUCCUGCUGACAAUCGUGAUGACGACUGGGUCGUGGUAGAGCCGCAGGCUCCUGGCGAGCCAUAUCGCAUGGUGCCGUCCGGGGUGAGCAAGCAGCCUGCCUCUGGCCCAACGACGACACCAAGAGCGACAUCAUCAGAGGUUCCUCGGAGCAAUGCCACCCACACUCAACAAGCUCCGCCCGAGACCUCGCCACAACGCAACUCCUCUUUCGUUGGGCUGCCUCCUAUCAGACGAAGCUCCACCUUUGGCAUCAAUUAUGCACGCAGAGCAAAGGAACGCUUCUCGCUUGAUGAAGACGAGAUGGAUAAUUUCUCGAGGACAUCCACCCUCGAUGCCAACGCUGGCCCCAGCACACUGUCGUCGCAGCAGCAGCAGUAUAACAGUGCUGUCGCCCAACAGAGUGGCGACCUUCCAACUGGAACUGGGGCCCAGACCCGUGAUUCUCAGCAGGGGCUUGCAGGAGACACACUGGGCGCCUCCAGUCUUGGCCGCACCGCUUCCUAUGCUUCAUCUGAGGUUGAUGUCGGUGAUGAUCCGGAGAAACCGCCCGUGGCAGAACCUGCGCCGUAUCAAAAUCGGAGGACAGCGCCAAUGCAACACCAGAACAUACGGUCCCCGCCUGGUGUUCUCGGUCAAAACAUAUCUGGCGGUAAUCCUGUCCAGCAUCUUCCACCGCAAGGGCCUUGGAAACUUGAGGAGUCACACUUGUCUGAACCUCUGCUUCCAGCUAGCCGAAGCCGCCAUGCUCCUGAUACCAGCCAGUCGUAUUUCGGCUUUGACAAGGAGAUUGGUGUCACGAAUCCGGUUCCGGCUCAGCAACGCUCAGCUGUACAAAUGCCUCCUCGUCAAAAGUUUUCAGAGACGCCGCCUUCAUCUGCCCGUCGUUAUCCGGAGCUCUUCUCUCGGGCAGCCGGGCAGCAGCAGCAGCCCCCACAGCAACAGCUGCAACAACAACAACAACAACAACAACCACAGCAGCAACAGCAGCAGCAGUCGCAAAAGCACUUGGAUCAAACCAUGUCGCGGACAUCGCAGGAUCUACCGCCCCAGGUAUACCAGCAGCAGCCACCGAGUCGGGAAGAUGUCAUGUUGCAACGAAGUAAUACAUCCGAAUUCCAGGUCCCGGGUGUUGGUCCGCCACCUGAAGACCACCGUGGCCGAGAAAGAAGGGGUUCGGGCAUCUUCAAGGAGAUUGGUGGCCGGUUCAGGACUGCCUCUCGCGAGCGUAAAGGCUCCGUCAUCGAAGGCAGUGGUUUCGCACAGCAACCUGGUGUUGAUGUGCAAGGAGAUGAGGUUUCGGAGUCAAGCUUUGAUACGCAGGAGCUUCGUGAGCGGAAGAAAAAGCGCCGGUCUAGCUUCUUCCUAAGCCUCAGGGGCUCCAAGCCUGCUGGCAGCGACGGUCCGCCAGGCGCCAGCGGAGAUGACACGGCGAACUCGUCGGAUGUUGCUGAACAACCCCAGACGCAUACUCAGCUCCAACAACAAUUUGCUGAUCAACGCAAGAGGUCAUUCUUUGGAAGCACGCCUGGUAGUGGACUGGGACUUCCGAGUCUGUCACGGACCUCGACGUCAAGCAAUGUGCACGAGACUGAGGGUAGUUUGCACAGCCAUCAAUCGCCCAAAAAGCGACUGUCUACGUUGACGGGCAAAUUCUUUCACCGAUCUUCGGGUCAAGUUGAGGAGCCGCCCAAGCCAAUGACUGCGCAGUCCACAACUCCUUCUCUUCAGAGCCGUCUCUCGGGUCUUCCCAAUACUCAACCCGGAGUUCCCAGCCCACUUGCCGACCACCGGAGGGAGAGAAGCGACACAACUACUUCAAGGCCUCCUACUGACCAUGAACCCCAAUAUCAGGACCAAGGUGACGCACAUGACGUGAAGCAUGCAGACCGUGGCCGUAGAGCGUCCGCGGGCAACUUUUUGGCUGGCCUCUUGGGCAACAGAACUUCAUCCAAGCCUCGUGAGGCUCACCCCCAGCCUGAGAGGCUGCCGCAAGAUCAACCGCAGCAAUUUCAUUUUCAACGACAGCCACAAGCUCAGGCGGGCCAGGGUGGCUAUCAACCUUCUCCGCAACCCGUCUUUCAACCAGGGACGGGCGACGCACAACACGUCAACAGCCAGUCUCCUCCGCCUUUCCGCACCCAGGGACCUCCUGUCCACCCCGUUGCGGGUGUUGCUAGUCCCGAGCAACGUGGGCAGAGCAGUUUUCCUGGCCCUCAAAAGGCCCCCGACAACACUCGAGUGUCUGUUCAGCAGGUGAAUAGUGACACAGAUGAGGCAGGGUCAGACACUGAACAGACUGAACAUUCAAACGUUGCCACGGCAGCCACCUUGCAGGCAAAGCCAAGUGAAGAUUUGCCCCAGCCGCAAGUCCACACUCGGCCAGUUCCUGAUGUAGGCUCCCAACCACUUGGACUACCAACCGCGACUGGAAUGAGCAACGAGGUCAGCCCAAACGCUUCGCCUGACUUUUCGUCGGUCAACCACCAGACCCAUCUCGAUUUUGGCGCGGGAACCGAACGAAUGCCUUUCAGCCCUGACCAUGUUCAACACGUUCAGCGCAUCGAGACACAGCAGACCCCUCGGGGCCAAUCUGGCACUAAUCUUGAGACUCUGGGCCAGCUGCCUGCGCGAUCCAUCCAGAAGCAGUCUUCUGGGGCCGAUUUGCUGCCGCCAAGAGAACAGUUCUCUUCUUCACCUCGGCUGAGUAACGGCUAUCAACCACCCCCAUCCGAAACAUCGCUCCAGGAUCGACGAGUAUCACACCUCUCUAUGGGAUCAUUUCAAGAGCCCUCGACUCAUUCAAGUCCCAAUUUGUCCUCCCAGGUUGAUCCUCGAGUGCAGCGACCUGUUUCCAUUUCGCCCGUUCCUCAGGGGCUGCAUCAGCCGCCCGGAACGUCUAUUCACGCUCGCGCGUCGGCACCAUUGCUCACGACACAGACGACGGCCCAUAAUGGAUUCCAUCAUGGAUACGGCCCUUCGCAGGCACCCGGGCAAAGCUUUGGACCGGGCCUUGCGUUUUCGAACUCUCAGGAACCCCCAGAGAGCCGUCGCUCAAGAUGGCUCAUGGGGAAGUCGUCACAGCAACCCGUGCAGACGUCACAGCCGAAGCCUGAGAAGGAGAAGUCGGCAAAGUCCAUAUUUAACGCUUUCAAGCGCUCCUCGAAGCUCCCUCCUGCCAACCAGGCUCAGCCCGAUCUCGCUGCUUAUCGAACGAAUUCUCAUCAGCUACAUCAGCAGACGAUGCAGGGUCGGCCGCUGAUUUCCGAACCGGGUCCGCAACAGACUUCGCAACAGUCAUUCUCGCAGCGACAGCACCAGGAAGCCCAAGCCCAUGGCCAGCCUCAGCAGCUCCUACAUGGUCCAGCAAAUCAUCUCGCACAAGGCCAGGCACCUCCGCUGAGCCACCCUCAACCUACAAAUGGGCAUGCACAGAUGGGCCCGCAUCAUCUUUAUCAGCAGCAGCGAAUAUCGCCGGCCACUGUGCCAGUGCCUGGGCAUAUCGAUCCACGUCAUAACUCGUUCAACAGCCCUCAUCAACCACAUGGGCGAUCGCCAGAGUUGGAUCAGCGAGGUGCUCGCAGCCCACCGCAGCCAGCCCAGUCCGGCGGAUACGACACAACGACUACACAUGAGGAACAUGGCCGAAUGGGCCAGGGCUUAGGGGGCCCACGGUUCAGGCAGAAUGCAUCUGCAGACCAGUAUCCAGCUCCUAUCCACCAAUUGGCGCACAAUCAACAGCAGCAGCAGCAGCAGCAGCAGCAGCAGCAGCGGAGCUUGAUAGAACCUCAGUAUGAUCAAGUUCCUAUUCCUCGGGGUUACGAGGCCGUUCACGGGGAGGGCAGCAUCGAACCUUCACCCUACUUGUACGGACGCAGAGUGUCCGGGGGGUUCCAACAACCUUCAUUCGAACAGCAGCCGAGUAACAAUACCGUAGACCGCAGACAAUUCUCGGCAGAACAGCUCUAUCGUCCCUACAGUCACACGCAACAGGUCCAGCCAGCCCUGCAAUAUGGUGUCUCACCUCCCCUGGGCCAGCAGGCUAGCCUCCGCGACAGCAUAGCCUCGGGUAGUUCCAGUCAAAACCUGCCUCGCGCCGGACAUCCUGCAACGCACUCUGGACCACCUGUUGGCCUCGGCCUCGAUCGACAGCAGGCUGGGUACGGAGGGCAGAAUGUGCAGUAUGAUGGUAGGGACAACCAACGCCGAGAGAGCCACCAGCUUGUGCAGCAGCAGCGACAGCCCUAUUUACGGCACGAUGAGGCCGCCAAGCCUUCGCAUUCCACAAACUUUGCAGGACAAGGAAUUGCUGCCAACAGCAUUGCGAUCGAUACGGGCAUGUCCUCCAUGGCCAGGAACGAGAGGCGAUCGCCGCGUAAUGUCCAGGCAUCCCAGCACGUUGCCGCCGAAGCGCCCCGAGCGACUAACAACGUGUCCAACUCAAAUCCGUCGACCCCAGCAGGCAGGAACCUCAACAUAAACGUGCAAAGCGCCAACCAUGGGGACCACGACGACAUUUACGACUCGACGCCGCGAAGACCCAUAGAGCCCCUGAAGCCGACAAUAACAGGUGACAGUCAAGUCAGCGCCGGGUCAAACGAGGAGCGGCAGGCACUCCAGGCAAGACGUGAAGCCGAGGCCGCGGGCGCCAGCGCCGACCAGGCCAAAACGACACUCGCCCGGGACAAGAGCACGCGGGCGGAGCUCGAGGACACGGAGGACGAGCGCAAGCGGUCGAUCCGGCUCGAGGCGCAGGAGGAGAAGAUAUUGUACGACCCGGACGAGGAUUACGCGCUGGUCACGGACGGGGACGCGGCGCGCAAAGACCCCGACGCGCCGCUCAUGAGCGCGACAAGCUACCCCGGCAUGGAGUGGAAUCCGUACAUGGCGGGGGGCUACGAUGACCUGGACGAGCCAGCUCACAAGUGA